Toxoplasma gondii ME49 is the source of this 7878-nucleotide messenger RNA. RefSeq names its product phospholipid-translocating P-type ATPase, flippase subfamily protein. The coding region runs from base 1132 to 6543 and encodes 1803 amino acids. Gene Ontology annotation, molecular function: ATPase-coupled intramembrane lipid carrier activity; magnesium ion binding; ATP hydrolysis activity. Gene Ontology annotation, cellular component: plasma membrane. NCBI's taxonomy places the organism in Eukaryota, Apicomplexa, Conoidasida, Eucoccidiorida, Sarcocystidae. Gene Ontology annotation, biological process: phospholipid translocation. The record is from RefSeq and is a predicted model, not a curated record. The transcript has 17 exons.
CAACUUCGCCGUUUUCUCCCUCUUCCCCCUCUUCGUUUUUCUCCGCGGCCUCGCAGACGCAGCGACUCCCUCUGUCUUCGCGCUCGUCUCCUCCUGGCUGUGUUGUUGGCUUGGAUCUGGAGCCUUUUUCCGGCGGCAUGCGUUUACACUUCGUAGAAUGCUUCUUCACAUUCUUCGUUUUUUUCUCGUCUUCCUUCCUGGGUGAAGGACCGUGUCGCUCCUAGUAAGGUGUAGGUCGUGAGGGGAGGGCGCUUGUUGUGGGUGCCUCUCGUUAAGUGGAGGAAACGCGGAAGUCGGAGUUCCUCCGCGGAAGGACUUUUUCUGCGCGUGGUCGAACCGCUCUUUUGACGUAUGGAGGGAACGUCUCGCGCGGCCGCGUUUCCUUUGGAAAUAAAGGCGCCAAGAAGCGAGUGAAACGCCGUCCGAGACACACACACACACACACUGUCCGCAAACUGCUUUCCAGUGUUUUCGCGUUUUUUUUUGAUGCGGAAUCGACGUGGAUCUGGUUCUUCAUGGCCUGACACUGGCUUCGCAGCUCUCUGUUCUGGAUCGGUUCUCAUUUGUGGGGAGACACGGUUGACUUAAGAUGCGGUGACCGCUGUGCAGGGCCUUCGCCGAGGCGCAUUCCUCUCUCCCGGCUUCGUUUUUGGGACCUGAGGAAAGGCGACACAGGACGAUGGAGAGAGGGUGAGGGUCGCAGAGAGGGCACCCAGGGUGGCCUCUGACAGACGCGGCUCUAAACUCGAGAGAGACAGAGACGAUAGUCGUCCUUUCUUCUCUCUCUCGUCUUUCUGUCUCCUCCACGCGUCGGAUCUCUCUCUCCGGCCCUUCCGCUCUCUUCUUCUCUCUCUCUCUUUUUCUCUCUCUGUCUGUCUCUUUCGCUUUCGCCUCUUUCUCGUUUGCCUCUUCUCUCGCCUCGUUCGCCUCUCUCUUUCUGUCUCCUCUGUCGUGUCGUCCGGUCUGGCGCUUCGUUGCUGUCUCCGUUACCGGCUCGGCCCUUCGCUCUUCUUCGUCUUCUUCGCGGCUCUGCGCAUCGCCUGACCGAAGAGGACUCUUCGCGACCUGGAGGCGCGCAGGAACUCUUCGCAUGGCUAGACUUCUCGCGCGGAGACGUGAGCGUGGAGAACCAUGAAGACGCCUUCUUUCUUUUCGCGCCUCCUUCGGAGGAAUCCGUUACCGGAGGAACGCGAGUGGCGAGUGACGCUUAACGGCCCGCAGCUUCUGCCUGCUUGCGGCAACCGGGUCGUGACCUCCAAGUACACGCUCUGGAACUUCCCCUUCAAAAAUUUCUGGGAACAACUGCACCGAAUCUCCAACAUGUACUUCUUCUUCAUAGGCUUUCUACAAUGCAUCCCUCAGAUUUCCGGUACAGGAGGCCUCCCGACGAUCGGCAUGCCGCUGUCGGUGGUGCUCAUCUGCAACGGUGUCAAAGACGCUGUGGAGGACUAUCGCCGUCACCAAGCUGACGACGUCGAGAAUGGCCAGAUUUGUCAACUCGUAGGCCGUGGUCCGCCUCCUGCUUCCUCCUCACCUCUCGUCUCCCUCCGAACCCGUCUCUUCCACUUCCUAUGUCCACGAAGGUCGCGCGCGUCUUCCUCUCCUCCGUCGUCUCCUUCGUCCGCUCGUUCUUCCGCUCGUUCUUCCGCUCCUUCUGCGUCUCCUCUGUCGCCGUUUCCAUGGGAGUCUGUGGAGCUUGGAGACAUUGUCGUUUGCUUCCGAGACGACUUCUUCCCCGCGGAUCUGCUGCUGCUUGCGUCGGCGGAUCCAAAUGGCGUCGCCUUCAUCGAGACGGCGGGUCUGGACGGCGAGGGGAACAUGAAGGUGAAGCAGCUGCAGAAAGACUUGGCCCUCUGGAUUGGCCACCAGCCGCAUGCAGCCAAUUUAAGUGCCUCUGCUGGCACUCGCGCAUCUGCGGCUUCUCCGCCCGCCGCGCUGCUCGCAGCGCUACAGGAAAUUGGCACGCUGUCAGGUUCGCUCUGUUGCGACUGGCCAAAUAGAGACCUUCUGCGCUGCGAUGGCAUUCUCACUGUCUCCAGAAGACGCAGACAGGAGCCUGCGAGAGGAAACGGGGCGGAGGAGGAGGCCGCAGCGGUCGGUAGCUGCAGGACUGGAGACGCCAGCAGAGUACAGAGAGGAGACGCACACGGUCCAAAUGGGGACAGUGAGGAACGGCAGGUGCCUGUGAACAUCGACAACAUGUUGCUGCGGGGAUGCCGACUCCGCAACACAGACUGGAUUGUCGGCCUCGCCGUGUACACUGGAGAUAAUACCAAAAUUCAACUGAAUUCUGGGCCGCCUCGAUCGAAGCGAUCUCGCGUCGAGAGACUCUCAGGUCGAAUGAUUGUGGGAAUCGCCGUGCUUCAAGCCAUCAUGUGCACUGCCACAGCCAUCGCCAGCACUGUUCUGUGGUAUUCGCCUUCGUCUCCGUUGAAGAAUUUGACUUAUCUGCACAAUCCGCAGGACCGGAGUCUCCCUGGGUUUCUCUUCUGGCUAAUUCAGGCGCUGACCUGUGUGGUUUUGACGGCGAAUUUGAUUCCGAUUUCGCUGAUUCUGCAAACGACGUUCGUUCAAGCCAUUCAGGCGUCGAUGAUAAACAGCAGACGCGUGGGGAGUUCCCCAGACGUCUACAGCAGAGCCCGCCUCUGGAGCGACCGUAUCUCCCGUUCGGACGACCCGGAGAUAAGCGCGGAGACGCGACCUCGGAGGCGAGCAACCACCUGGCGCAAAACGGGCAGCGGUGGAGAAGCAAAGGCAGACGUCGCAGAGGUUUCUGACGCGGCGAAUGCCGCCAGAGCGACCGGGGGAGAUAUAGGCCGCUGCGGAGAAGAAGCGGAGACGGUUAGCAUGUCAGGGGAAGGCGACGCGGGUCAUCGACGAAACCGUCUCCGAGAGAAGGUCGUUUCAAGAGGGAGGAACUUGUUUUCUUGGAUCAGGAGUUUGCCUUCUACUUUUAGCAGAACGCGUGAAACCGGCAGCGACUCCCAAGCCAAUGCCGCGUUCGUAGAUGCAUUCUCGACCGGGGCGGCGUGCGAGCACGAAGAAGAGUGGGCAAAAGGCCUGCAAACGCUGCACAGCCGGGAGGGGACAGGUGUCUCCUCGCACGGUGUGGGGUCGUCUCCCUCCGGAGGAGACAGUCGCGGGGCGACCACCAGCGACGAGAGAACGACGCGAGACAGCGAAAAUGGUUUAGGAAACAGCACGGUCGGGGCGGCGCACGCAGCUGGGAAGCAGAUGAUGAGGAACUUUAGGGUGAAACUGAAAAGCGGUGAUCUUGAGGCCAGAGGCAGAAGCGAAAGGACGAAGGCUCGUGGAGACCCGGCGGAGAACAGAAGAAACGAGCAAACGAGGGAAAAAGCGCCAGCGACUUUCAAAGACGAGGCAGAGGACGAAGUGAGUGAAUUCGAUGCCGAGGAAGAAGAAAAAAAAGUGAAGCCAGAGGAGAUUGUCGCUCGAACGUCCGACCUCAAUGAAGAACUCGGACAAGUCAGCUACGUUUUUUCGGACAAAACCGGGACGCUGACAGAAAACAUGAUGGAGUUUCGAAAGUGCUGUAUCCAAGGCAUCCGCUACGGCGACGAGGUGGAGGGUGAGAAGGUCAGACUAACACAGUCUGGCGGCAGAGAAGGCCUUCCGCAAGAACGCGAGGCGCCUCAUGUGAAGGUGGGCGACCCAACGCUGCGGGCGGCGCUGUCGGACCCCGACGAUCCGAUGCACUCUCACAUCAUCGAUUUCUUUCUUCACCUCGCCGUCAACCACUCUGCUCUCGCGGAACACGAUGAACAAACUGGACAUUUGUGCUACUCAGCAAACAGCCCGGACGAGAGGGCCUUUGUUUGCGCCGCGCGACACUUUGGAGUCACUUUUCGAGCACGGACGCCCUUCGGGGUGGAGUUGAAUGUCCUGGGCCGCACCGUCCACGUCGACAUUCUCGCCUCUUUUCCAUUUGAAAGUCGUCGACGGCGCUCAUCUGUGCUCUGUCAAAUUUCCGAGCCUAGGCCGAGGAAAGAGAGGAAAAGCGCUUCGUCUUCGACGCGCGCGGACUCGCCUUCCCAGCCCUCCUGCGCGCCAAACCCAAAACACAACGGAGACACUACAGCAGCUGCUGGGAUUUCUUUCGCGGCUGCAGACCAGCCGCGCGGAUCGGGAGGAAACGCUAAACGCCUCGCGGGGAGGCCUUCUCCAUCCGCCGUCCCUGCCGUGUCUGCCACUCUGCCGCCGCUCUCGAAAGCGAACCCACCGAGCCCAGCGUCUCUCGAGGCAUCAUCCGUACUCUGCCAUCCCCAUGGGCCUCUUGCCGCUGCAGAGACCAAGCCGGAAGCGAGAGAAGAAGAAGAAGACGGACAGUUGCGGCAGCGAGUUGUGCUUCUCACAAAGGGCGCAGACAUGGUGAUUCUGCCUCGACUUCGUCGGCGUGCGAGUGGAAAGCGUCCGGACGAAGGGAGACAGGAAAGAGACGGGAGAACAGGAGGAGAGAGAGAACAGAAGGAGUCCACCUCUGCACAAGCAAACGAUGGGGAACCGCCAGGGGAGCCAGGCGAGAGUGUAGAGAGCGACGAGGAUGAAAUGGCGAGACGGAAAGCAAUGGAGACAGCUCUCGAGGCAUACGCAGGAGAAGGGCUUAGGACGCUGUGCAUCGCAAAACGAACGAUUGACGAGGAAGAAUUCGCGAGAUGGUACAAAGAGUAUCAAAAAGAGCACACCUCCCGAACCAAGGACAAAGAAGAACGGCUUUACCAACUCGCCGAGAGGCUGGAGGUUGACCUCGAGUUGCAGGGGGUGACAGCGGUCGAGGAUCGCCUGCAGCAGGACGUUGCAAUGACCAUUGUGAAGCUUCGUCAGGCUGGAAUCCACGUGUGGAUGCUGACCGGAGACAAAACUGAGACGGCGCUGAAUGUCGGCAUCUCGACGUUUUUGGUUGCGAGAGACACGCGCCUGUCGCGGUACUUAUGGAACGGGAGAGAGCCGAAUGGGGUAGCGCUCGAGCGUCAGCUGCGACAAGACCUCCGGGCUCUUGAUAUGGCUUCUACGACACAGCCUUCUUGCUUCUCUUUUUGGUCCUGGAAAUGGUCCGGCCAUCCUCGCCGAGAGGCCGAAGAUUCGCGUGCAGAGACAGGCAGCGAGGGGGGAGACCAGGCAGUUCGAGAGCCUCCCGAGGCUCUGAUUGUUGACGGGGAAGCUCUCACAUUUCUCUUCGAGACUGUUGAGAGACAGUGCGCCUUCAUUCGCCUCUGCUGCGCAUGCCGGGCUGUCAUCUGUUGCCGGUUGGCGCCCCAUCAGAAGGGCGCUGUCGUCUCGCUGGUGAAGAAGACGACGCAGAAGGUGACUCUGGCCAUCGGAGACGGAUCGAACGACUGCAACAUGCUUCUGCAGGCCCAUAUCGGCGUUGGUAUUCGAGGCAACGAAGGCAACCAAGCUUUCAAUUGCUCGGAUUUUGGAGUCACGCAGUUUCGACUGCUCCUGCCUCUCCUGCUCGUGCAUGGCCGGUGGUGCUACCGGCGAAUAACGACCGUCAUUCUUUACAUCAUCUACAAGAACUUUCUUCUCGUCUUGCCCCUAGUCUACUUCGGAUUUCUCUGCCUCUUCUCUGGGCAGCGGUUCUACCCUGAAGUCCUCGCCCAAACCUACAAUCCAGUUCUUACUGCGAUGCCCAUAACACUAUACGGGGUGUUGGAGCAGGACAUCGACGAACGCGCAUCGCUCAAGUUUCCUCAGUUGUAUCGCCUGGGCCAGGCCGACUCUUUUUUGAAUCUUCGCACGUGCAUCUCCUGGAUCCUUCUGGGAGUUGUACACGCAGCCAUCAUUUUCGUCGUUGGGCUCUACGCCUUUGGCUACUACAUCAUUCCCGGUCCCAGUGGCCAGCCGUUCGACAUGUGGAUGGUGGGCACCGUGAUGAUGGCAGCGAACUGCCUGGUGGCGAACUUGGCCAUUCUCUUUUACAGCUUCAGCGUCUCUGCUGUCACAUGGUGUGGCAUCGCCUUCUCACUCUUCUCUUGUCUGGUUCUCUUCUUCGCGGCCUCGACAGCGACUGUGGGGGGCAUCUCGACGGGGGCGAUUUUCCUUCUUUUCAAGGCGUCUCCUACCAUUUGCCUCUACGUUCUUGUUGCUUGCUCGCUCUCGCUGGGACUCCUCUGGUUCAAGCGCAGCUUCCGCGUCGCGUUUCGCCCCGAGCUGUACGAUGUGCUUCAGAGACACGAGUAUUUGGGCCUCCCGCUCCUCUCUGCCUCUGACAGGAGACGGUUGCGUCUCUUCGAAGAGGCCGCUGAGGACGAGAAGGAGGCCGCGGGCCUAGGGUCGGAGAGCGGCCGCGACGCGACCUUUCAGACGACGGCGGGAAGACGAGCCGACAAGACAGCAAAGCCAACGAUCGAGGGAAGAGAAGAACCGCAGAGCAGCCGAUUCAACCGGUGUUUCGUACAACCGUUCAGACGCAGAAAUCAGACAUCCAAAAAGGGUGAGAAAGGGCCUGGCCUGUCAACUGGAUUCAGUGUCGCGGAGCCGGCGCCGAUUCUUCUCAACCUGCAGAGAUCCUUGAGCCUUUAAUGCCGACGGAUUCUCUCAGGAUACACCUUUGCGUUGGGCCUGAGGGUUUCGCCAGAUGCAGUUCUCUCAGCAUCGGUCGCGUCGCCUCUCUUUUAUUUCAUGAGAAGCUCCACACCGAGGGUGUAGGAACAGAGCGCAGUCAGUCGUGCUUCGCGUUUCGGUUUCGUCGCUCAGGCAGGUAGCAGGUUUCUGUAUGGUAUGCUGCCUCCCUUCGCGGGUGUUUGUGUGCCAUUCUGGUCUGGAGGGAUGACGGCCGUGAAAGACGACAUUGGCGGAGACAAGGGCAGAAGAAGACGCGGUGGCAAGAGAGUCUAGAAACAGCAACCAGAGAAGAUUUCGAGAAGGGAACAAGAGCAGAAGGCUUGGGUAGCAAGAACGUCCAAAAACGAAGCAAGAGAUCAAAACAAAUUCUCCUUCGCUCUGAGGGCUUCUCAGUUUCGAGACUUUUUCGAGAAUUCUACCGAGACCGUAAUAAUGGAGAAACAAGGGGACGAGGUAGACAGGCGUCCUCUACUCGAAUUCAGAUGAAACGAUGGAAAAACGAUCUCAUCAGUGGCCUCCCGCUGCAGUCCUUGAUAUGUUGAUGAGGCUGCUUUAGUCCCCUACAGAACAGGAGGGAGGCAAAACUGUAUUCUAAUUCCACGUGAACCGCUGCAUCCGCUGAUGAUUCAGGUGCGUAGCCAAUAGAAAACCGCAUGGGCAAAGGUGUCAGGAUGCCUGUUGACACGCCACCCCAGUGGCUGUCGUAUCUCAUGCAUGUUUUCAUAUGUUUCCCUGUAAAUAGGUUUUUGUAUGAGUGUAUAGAAUCGUGCGCCGCCGCUUCGUCUUACGUGCGUUUUCCGCUACGAAUCGCCACAGCGUGAUCGCAAGAGAGUGUUGUUUUUUGUUUCGGGUUUCGCGAGCAUUCCAAAGUCGAGAUGACACGAGCGCGUGCGUUCUUGCCUUUUGCGUUGCUCCGCGUAUUCUCUCUGCACAUCGUUUUAGACCGACAGAGCUGUGCUUUGUUUUCCGUUGCCAGAACGAGGGAGUCCGUUUCAUUCCCUACCGGCGCAGGGUAAGAAGCCUUUUUUCAGGCUCGGCAAGAAUUUCCUGAGUAUGCCAGGUUUCGCCCGGCACAUUGCUUCUAUGAAAAAGUCCUCCCUCUUUUUCAGACACCCGCAGCGGCAUAGCGAUCGUGCCGCUCUUGGGCUUGUCUCUAUCAUUUUGCCGUUUCCAUUGUGCCUCCGCACAGGAGGCAAAUAGCUGUCGCUCUCUGCCCUUCAGAAGGCAAAACGAGAGUGGCUUUUAAUAGGAUGAAGGAACUUGACAAGCAUUACUAAGUCUUGUAUCGCGGAG